AUCCUGAGAGUCUCCUGGACGGCAGCCUUGCAGAGAAAGUACUUUGACCUUGGCAUCCAGACAUCUCCCAUCUCCCCAUGGCCCUGACAAUGCUGAAUGAGCUCCUGAUUGAGGACCCAAACCCACCUAUGCUGCUGUAUCAGAUUAGCAAGACUGCUGAGUUAGAUACCCUCAACUACCAGAGCUGCUUUAUGCAAGGUGUCUUUGCCCAUUUCCCUGAGAUCUUAUUUAUCCACCGGACCUAUAACCCAGUGGGCAAGGUGCUAUAUACCUUCCUGGUAGAUGGACCUCGGGUGCAGCUGGAGGGUCAUCUUGCCCGGGUGGUCUACUUCGCCAUUCCCGCCAAGGAGGAUGCUGAAGGCCUGGCCCAGAUGUUCCAGGUGUUUAAGAAGUUUAACCCAGCAUGGGAGAGAGUCUGUACCAUCCUGGUGGAUCCCCACUUCCUCCCCCUGCCCACCCUCACUAUGGAGUUCCCCGCAGCUGAGGUCCUGCUCUCAGCCUUCCACAUCUGUAAGUUCCUCCAGGGCAAGUUCUAUCAGCUGUCCCUUGAACAGCCUGUGGAGAGGGUGCUUCUCACUUCCCUGCAGAGCACGAUGUGCUCGGCCACAGCUGGCAACCUGAGGAAGUUGUACACGCUCCUGAGCAGCUGCAUCCCUCCGGCCCAGCUGCCCGAGCUCCACUCACACUGGCUGCUCAAUGACCGCAUCUGGCUGGCCCACCGCUGGAGAAGCCGGGCUGAGAGCAGCCGCUACUUCCAGGGCCUGGAGGUCACCACCCGCGUCCUCAGCCAGCUCUUUGGCACCACCCCGUGUGUGGAACAAGGCAUGACCUUGCUGCUCCGAUACAUGCAGCAGAACUCUGGAGACAAGGCAAGCUCCAGCCUGGGCCUGAGUCCCCAGAACAAUCACGCCCCCUUAGACGUCAGCCCCGAAAGCCCCAGAGCGGAGCAGUUAGGAGAAGCCCGCAUCCAGCACUCCCUCAAUGCCAUCUGCACGGGGCCAGCGGCCCAGCUCUGCCUGGGUGAGCUUGCUGUGGUCCAGAAAUCGGUGCACCUCAUUGGCUCCGGCUCAGAAAAGGUGAACAUACAGAUCCUGGAGGACACCCAUAGGGUGCAGCCUCAGCCCCCUGCCAGCUGCAGCUGCUACUUUAACCAGGCCUUCCACCUGCCCUGCCGCCACAUCCUAGCCCUGCUCAGUGCCCGCCACCAGGUGCUCCAGCCCGACAUGCUGCCAGCCCAGUGGACAGCAGGCUGUGCUGCCAGUCUAGACAACAUCCUGGGCAGCAAGUGGAGUGAGACACUGGACAAGCACUUGGCCGUGGCGCUCCUCACUGAGGAGGUAAGUCAGCUUUUGCAGCACUGCAGCCAGGAGGAGUUUGAACGGAGGUACAGCACCUUGCGGGAACUGGCCGACAGCUGGAUCGGCCCUUAUGAGCAGGUCCAGCUCUGA
Molecule: messenger RNA, 1448 nt
Organism: Puma concolor (puma)
Lineage: Eukaryota; Metazoa; Chordata; Mammalia; Carnivora; Felidae
Gene: ZSWIM1
Product: zinc finger SWIM-type containing 1
Molecular function (GO): zinc ion binding
Source: RefSeq, a predicted model, not a curated record